CCUUCGGAGGGCAGCGUUCGGCGAGGUGGAAAAUGGAGAUAGUGGAAAGUUAAAGUUGAAGAAGUAGGAAUCAUGAACGCCACGGGACAAGAGGGAUUAUUCCACAACCGGAGUCAGAUGUCCCUCAGCAAAGAGGACCCGGAGCGGGAUUCCUCGGCGGGAUGCUACGAUCAGCUGCUGAUCUCCACCGAGGUCUUCCUGACUCUGGGCAUCAUCAGUCUACUGGAGAACAUCCUGGUGGUGGUGGCCAUCGUCAAGAACAAGAACCUCCACUCGCCUAUGUACUUCUUCAUCUGCAGCUUGGCGGUGGCCGACAUGCUGGUAAGCGCCUCCAAUGCGUCGGAGACCAUCGUCAUUGCGCUGAUUAACGGCGGCACCCUCAGCAUCCCGGUGCGGCUCAUCAAGAACAUGGACAAUCUUUUCGACUCCAUGAUCUGCAGUUCGCUCCUGGCGUCCAUCUGCAGCCUGUUGGCCAUCGCUAUCGACCGUUACAUCACCAUCUUCUACGCGCUGCGCUACCACAACAUCGUCACCUUGCGGAGGGCCACGCUGGUCAUCGCCGGCAUCUGGACCUGCUGCAUCGUCUCGGGCGUGCUCUUCAUAGUCUACUCGGAGAGCACCACCGUGCUCAUCUGCCUCAUCAGCAUGUUCUUCACCAUGCUGGUGCUCAUGGCCUCGCUCUACGUGCACAUGUUCCUGCUGGCGCGCCUGCACAUGAAGCGGAUCGCCGCGUUGCCAGGUCAAGCGCCGGUUCAGCAGCGUGCCAACAUGAAGGGCGCCAUCACGCUCACCAUUCUUCUGGGAGUCUUCGUGGUUUGCUGGGCGCCUUUCUUCCUGCACCUCAUCCUCAUGAUCAGCUGCCCCCGAAACCCUUACUGCACCUGCUUCAUGUCGCACUUCAACAUGUACCUCAUCCUCAUCAUGUGCAAUUCCGUCAUCGACCCGAUCAUCUACGCUUUCAGGAGCCAGGAGAUGAGGAAAACCUUUAAGGAGAUCUUCUGCUGCUUGCACGCCUUCAUGUACGUGUGAAAUUAGAGCGUUUCAGGCUCGAAGGGGUUAAUGGGAGGAAGGUAGCCUUCAAAUGUGGACUGAAAAAUCUUGGUGGAAAAUCCAGCAUCAAGAAAUUAGCGAUGCCUUCAGGACUUAGGACAUGAGAAAGACCUUCAAGGAGAUCUUUGUUGACUGAAAGCUCAUAUUGAAAUGGAAAUACUGGUACAUUUUGCACAUGAUGGUAUUGAAUGUGAACAAACUACACUGUCGAGGCAAAAGUAUUAGGACUGAAGCUUUGUCGCGGGCCGUUACGUUGGCCAACGUUCAUAAAUAUUUAGCGCAUUUAGCCACCAUCGAUGGCGCGAGACUUCCAAUCCAUCGUCUCGCGCCGUCAACGGCAUUUAA
Molecule: messenger RNA, 1395 nt
Organism: Corythoichthys intestinalis (scribbled pipefish)
Lineage: Eukaryota; Metazoa; Chordata; Actinopteri; Syngnathiformes; Syngnathidae
Gene: mc4r
Product: melanocortin 4 receptor
Exons: 1
Coding region: 73-1029 (318 amino acids)
Biological process (GO): adenylate cyclase-activating G protein-coupled receptor signaling pathway; regulation of metabolic process
Cellular component (GO): cytoplasm; plasma membrane
Molecular function (GO): melanocyte-stimulating hormone receptor activity
Source: RefSeq, a predicted model, not a curated record